GCGUUAACGCUGUCAAACGUCCCCAAACGCCGCUAGAAAAAAACGGCUUCGAACAUGGGCUUCGAUUAAGUGUAGAGAGUUGCAGCACUAUUCUUUAUUGAACUAAAAGAACCGAAAACAUUUUUUUUUUCUGUGGUCGUCUGGCUGGAACUCGCCGUGUUGAUGCUUCUGGCUGCGUUGGUGUCAUGCCGCUCGCCUUAAAACGGAAAUUCAGAUAUCGGAGUGUUGCAGAGUUGCGUGAACGAAUUGAGAAAGGUGCCACUGCGCGAUCCGCCGCGGGGUGCCAGGUACGGGCGUGAAACCGGUGUAGUUAGCGAGCCGACAUGGCUAAUGCGAUGGGCAUCGAGCUGGACGAUGAGAUUAUCGUGGACGAAGAGACACUCAACGCGUUUGUGAACUUUCCGCCCGAAGUUCAGGCUGCCAUAGAGCAAGUAUUUCCCAGUACAGACCCACUGGACAGCCCAAACUUCAAUCCAGUGGACUACAUCAACACACUGUUUCCAACGGAACAGUCGCUUGCCAAUGUUGAUGAAGUCAUUGCACGAAUGAAGACAAAAAUCAGGCGCUUGGACGACCAGAUCCGGACAGUCGUUCGCGGCCAGAGCAACCUUGGCUCGGAUGGACGGGCAUCCUUGGAGGAGGCACAGCGUUCUAUCCACCAGUUGUUUCUUUGCAUCCGUGACAUCAAGGAGAAAGGAAAGUCUGAACACAUGGUGAAGGAGAUCACACGAGAUAUCAAGCAGCUGGACAAUGCCAAGCGUCACCUGACAGCAUCUAUAACAACGCUGAACCACCUUCACAUGCUCGUGGAGGGUGUGGAUGGCCUCAAAAAGCUGACUCGCAAGCGCCAAUAUGGAGAAGUGGCUAACCUUCUUCAAGGGGUAGUCAACGUGCUGGACCACUUUCAGCCGUACAUGGCCAUCCCUCAGAUACGCAAGCUUGCCGAUGAGGUGGCCACCAUUCAGUCUGACCUCGCACAGCAAAUAACGGCCGAUUUUCAUGAUGCCUUCACGGGGCCAAAUGCAAAGCAUUCGGCCCCUACACAGCAACUUGCGGAGGCGUGCCUUGUGGUCUCGAUUCUGGACAAGAAAGUGAAGCAGGAGUUGCUGAAGUGGUUCGUGUCACUCCAGCUGGCCGAAUACACGCACCUCUUCCAAGCAAACCAAGAUGUGGCCUGGUUAGAUCGUGUAGAUAGGCGCUAUGCCUGGCUCAAAAACCAUCUUGUCAAGUUUGAAAGCAAGUUUGGUCAACUGUUCCCUGCUGACUGGGAAGUGAGCGAACGCAUUGCGGUCGAGUUUUGCCACAUUACCAGGCGUGAGCUGAGCCAGCUGAUGAGCAGCCGAGUGCAAGACAUGGAGGUGCGUCUGUUGCUCAGUGCCAUCCAGAAGACGACCGGCUUCGAGGCGCUCCUGGGCCGGCGCUUCACGGGUGUCACUCUCGAGCGCACCAAUGUGGUGUCCCCUCCAACACCGGCACCGCCAAUGCCUUCUGCACACUUGUCACAGGCUGAGAAAAGCACCAACCCUUUCGAGGAAGGAAGCGAGGAGAACAACCCUUUCGCUGAGGACAUGGAGAAAGAAGAGAAAACGGCAGCUUCCCCGGCAACGGCUGGCGCAGGAGAGCCAAUGGCUGGCAGCUCAACGCCGCAGCUGUCCCCACCUCAGAUGUCUCUGGCCAAUGUCAACCCAUUCCAAGGCCUUGUUUCGAGUUGCUUUGAGCGCCAUCUGGACAUAUACGUGGAAUCACAAGACAGGACCCUGAAGCAGCUGCUUGACCAGUUUGUGGACGCGGCGCAGCGGGCCCCGCUGCCGCAGCCCGACGUGGAGACGGCCGGCGUCUUGCCCAGCUGUGCCGACCUCUUUGUGUACUACAAAAAGUGCCUCGUUCAGUGCAGUCAGCUGAGCCGGGGGCAGCCCCUGCUCGCACUGGCUCGCGUUUUUGGCAAGCACCUGGCCGACUAUGCCGGCCGUGUGCUCCAAGGCUCGUUGCCCAAGACUGGCAGUAGCAGUAGCAGCGGUGUGACAGCUGCUGGCUUGAUCCAGAACUUCCAGAGCCUCUUAAAAGAAGGGGAGAAUCCACGGCUAACGCCACCCGAGCUGUGUCGCAUCUGCGGAGUUCUCAGCACGGCCGAAUACUGCCUCGAGACUACUCAGCAGCUCGAAGGGAAGCUAAAAGAAAAAAUUGAGCCAAGCUUAGCAUCAAAGAUUGACCUGACUGCGGAGCAGGAUAUGUUCAACGGGGUCAUCAACAACUGCAUACAACUGCUGGUUCACGACUUGGAAGCAGCGUGCGAGCCAGCCUUGUCAACGAUAACCAAGACCAACUGGUCGCUGGUGAAGGCCGUCGGUGACCAGAGUGGCUACGUGACUGCCAUCACAUCCCACCUGCGUCAGACCCUGCCUCUCAUACGGGACAACCUGGCCAACUCGCGGCGAUACUUCACCCAGUUUUGCGUCCACUUUGUCAGUUCAUUCAUUCCAAGGCUGAUCAGCCAGCUGUUCAAGUGCAAGCCCAUGAGUCCUAUUGGUGCUGAGCAGCUCUUGCUAGACACUCACAGCCUCAAAAUGGUGUUAUUGGACCUUCCACUGCUGGAAUCACAGGUGGCCAGAAAAGCUCCUGCAAGCUACACCAAGAUCGUGGUAAAGGGCAUGACCAAGGCGGAGAUGUUGCUCAAGAUGGUGCUGGCACCUCACGAGCCAGCCGAGAGCUUUGUGGAGCACUACACCAAGCAGCUGCCCGAGUCCGACGCCCAGGAGUUCCAGAAAGUGCUGGACAUGAAGGGGCUGAAACGAAGUGAGCAGAAUGUGCUGACCGAAGUCUUCCGUACCCGCAUCCCCACUGCCACCUCAUCCUCAGCCGCACCUUCGGAAGGAGGCACCGCGGCGCAAUUGCUAUCUGCACUGGCCAUUGUCACGACGACCACACCGGAGCAUGAGUCAAGCCGCAUCCGGCGGUUUGAGAAAUUAAUCAAGAAGAGGCUUUAACGAGCCCCGAUCAAAAAAAACAAACUCGCCAGUGAAGGACUUUCUUUUUUUUUGUCUGUCGUGCUUUUCAAGGAAGCAGAGGAGGCACAAAGCUACAAUUAUUUUUUUUCUGCAUUAAUUUAAUUUGGAGGCUGCUUCCUUAGGGAAAUCUUCCAGAUACCGGUGUAGUAUUAGCUGCUGUACAUAUGUAAAGUGACAAGAGUUAUAAAAGUGCCACUUUUGGAAUCUCUGCAUUUCAGUUUCCUGGGCCGUUUUCUUCAAGUUUCAUUUUGGGGCAGGUUAUGACAGCCGUUAGAAAACUUUGCUGUUGAUA
Rhipicephalus microplus (southern cattle tick) is the source of this 3297-nucleotide messenger RNA. RefSeq names its product vacuolar protein sorting 53 (gene Vps53). Lineage: Eukaryota; Metazoa; Arthropoda; Arachnida; Ixodida; Ixodidae. Gene Ontology annotation, cellular component: GARP complex. The record is from RefSeq and is a predicted model, not a curated record. Gene Ontology annotation, biological process: retrograde transport, endosome to Golgi.